Messenger RNA from Carassius carassius (crucian carp), 1853 nucleotides. Its product is annotated as chemerin-like receptor 2. NCBI's taxonomy places the organism in Eukaryota, Metazoa, Chordata, Actinopteri, Cypriniformes, Cyprinidae. Gene Ontology annotation, biological process: chemotaxis; positive regulation of cytosolic calcium ion concentration; phospholipase C-activating G protein-coupled receptor signaling pathway. Gene Ontology annotation, cellular component: plasma membrane. The record is from RefSeq and is a predicted model, not a curated record. Bases 339 to 1415 code for a protein of 358 amino acids. Gene Ontology annotation, molecular function: complement receptor activity; G protein-coupled receptor activity. The transcript is spliced from 3 exons.
UAAUAUCAGCUCUGUUUAGAGCUCGAGUCCUCAUUUAUCAGCUCUCGGGACUGCGUGAAGUCUCCACCGCACAGCUCUUAUUACUACACGACAAUUCACACGCUUUACAACUUCCAACAAACGGGGGAAACAUUUGCGUAAACUUUUGGGGUUUGCGACCUACUCUAGCGAACUACAUCCUCGACGACAAACAAGCCUCUCUUUCCCUCUUUGUCUCUCAUUCUACUCUUGGAGCAAUAACAGGGAAACACCCAUCAGGGAUAUCACAAAUGUUUUUGUGAAAUCGACAAAGUAAUUCUUGCAGAGGAGUUGAAGUCCCUGAGCAGGACACUGUUGGAAUGAUGGCUCAAGAAGACGGGGACUAUGUAAAUGACACUUAUGAAUACAUGGAUUAUUAUGGAUUUGUAGAGGAGACCAAGGCUGGAGGCUACACUCAGAGAGAAGCUCUUCACAUCAUAUCAGUGAUUAUCUACAGUCUGGCGUUUACUCUGGGUGUAAUUGGGAAUGGCAUGGUCAUCUGGGUGACCGCCUUCAAAAGCAAACGGACUGUAAACAGCAUUUGGCUGCAGAAUCUGGCCAUCGCCGACUUUGUGUUUGUUCUUUUCCUGCCGUUCUCCAUCGACUACGUGCUGCGAGACUUUCACUGGAUCUUCGAGAAGACGAUGUGCAAGCUGAACUCGUUCGUGUGCACCAUGAACAUGUACGCCAGCGUGCUGUUUCUGACCGUCCUGAGCUUGGACCGCUACAUCUCACUGGUCCACCUGAACUGGUCGGAAAGGUACCGAAACGUUCGGAGGGCCUGGUGGGUGUGUGCACUGAUUUGGUUCACGUCCUUCUGUCUAAGCUCUCCGGCUUUGAUAUUCCGUGACGUAAUCAAGCAUAACGAGAAGGUUUUGUGUUUUAAUAACUUUCAUGAUGAGGACAACAUGCACAUGUUAGUGGUGAGGCACAUUGCGAUGGUUUCGCUGCGCACCAUUGUGGGAUUUCUGCUUCCGUUUGCAACCAUCACCAUCAGUGGCGUGUUGCUGGCUAUUAAGAUGCGGCAGUGUGACUCGCUACGUUUGACCAGCUUUUCCAGAACCGUCUCUGCUGUGAUUCUUGCUUUCUUCCUAUGUUGGGUGCCUUUUCACACGUUCAGCCUGAUGGAGCUGAGCAUGCAUCACACCACCUACCUGCACUCCGUGCUCAUCGUGGGCUUCCCACUCGCCACCAGCCUGGCCUUCUUCAACAGCUGCGUCAACCCAAUCCUGUACGUACUGCUAACCAAGAAGGUGCGUAAACUGGUGAGAAGGUCGUUUUUGAACUUCACCAAGAGCUCGCUGAGGGAGCUCAGUCAGUCUGUGUCUGCGACUGAGUUAGACUCAGCACUGCCCAGCUUCUCUCCUGAAGAAACCACGGCCAACUCCUCCGUCUGAUGAGCUCAGCGAUCACUUCAAACGCACAUGAACUCAACAAACUUUGAGCUUUAAAAACAAAACAUCUAGAGCUCUAACUGCACUAAAAAUAUAUUUUGUCAAACUGCCUGGGAAAUACUGGCUUUUAUCCCUUAUAUAGUACAUUAAAGUAAAUAUGUAUUUAAUGGAUCAUCUAUUUUGUAUGUUGUUCAAUAAAUUUUUUUUUAUCUAAAAAUCAUAUAUAGUAUCACCUGUAACUAUAUGAAAGGAAAUAAUAUACUUUUUUUCUACUAAGUAUUUCUGACGAGUAGUAGUAAUGAAUGAUAUUUUGGCUCUGUUGAACAGUCUUUGUUUAAAAAAAUUAUUUCACAGAAUCAGUAAACUUGCUAAGGCUAAUGUACACUGUGUAAUCUGUAAAUUAUUAAAUAAAACAAAAAAUAAAAUACAAUGAGGAACGUA